Molecule: messenger RNA, 3113 nt
Organism: Trachymyrmex septentrionalis
Lineage: Eukaryota; Metazoa; Arthropoda; Insecta; Hymenoptera; Formicidae
Exons: 2
Coding region: 90-3113 (1007 amino acids)
Biological process (GO): DNA replication
Molecular function (GO): DNA binding; DNA-directed DNA polymerase activity; nucleotide binding
Source: RefSeq, a predicted model, not a curated record
CAUCACUCGAAGAGUUCCAAGAACGCGACAGCGGGUGGGCAUUGUCGCGAAUCCUCAAUUUGAUAGUGAAUGUGAACAAACUAAAUCCCAUGCGCGCGGGAUGUUACGAGGUGCCGCGAGAAAUAGCGACGAAACGAGCGGUAAUCAACAUUAGUACGAUGGACAAUGCGUGCUUCGCGUGGUCGGUGGUCGUCGCUCUGUAUCCGGCUGAAAAGCAUGCGGAGCGAGAGCCAUCGUAUCCGCAUUAUACGACGGUGCUGAAUCUCGCGGGUAUCGAAUUUCCGAUUACGUUUAAAGACAUUCCGAAAUUCGAACGGUUGAACGCGGUGUCGAUCAAUGUAUACGGCAUCGAGAAUAAACAAGUUCUUCCUCUGCUGCUCACCAGUGACAGGAAGGACAAGCACGUCAAUCUUCUGUACAUGCAAGAUCCACGCGACGACGGUGUCGGCCACUUUGCGUGGAUCAAGAACCUGUCGCGUCUCGUGAGCUCGCAACUAAGCAAAAAAAAGAAAUAUUUCUGCGAUCGAUGCUUGCAUUAUUUCGGCACGAAUGAGAAAUUGCAGUCGCACACAAUGGACUGCCAGAAGAUCAACGAUUGCGCUAUUCGACUGCCGAGCGCGGACGAGAAGUGGCUCCAAUUUGGGAACCAUUGCAACAAGGAGCGCGUCCCAUUCGUCGUCUACGCCGACCUGGAGUGCGUUUUACGGAAGACGGAACCCGACAGGGAAGGUGCGUCGUCGUACGCGUAUCAACGGCACGAGGUAUUCAGCAUAGGCUACUACGUGCGUUGCUCGUACGACGACGCGUUAUCGUCGUAUCAGUUCCGUCGCGACAAAGAUUGUAUAGCGUGGUUCGCGCGACAACUCAACGAUUUGGCGCAUCGCGUGAAAAAUAUCGUAUCCGCCAACGUGCUCAUGGAAACGUUGUCGAAAGAACAAUGGGAGGCGUACCGUAGCGCGACGCGUUGUCACAUUUGCGAGAAACCGUUCGCGUCGGACGACACGCGGGUACGCGAUCAUUGCCACUUAACCGGUAGAUACCGCGGUCCUGCGCAUUCAAACUGUAACUUAAAUUAUAAAAAUUCAUUAUACAUUCCGAUCGUUUUCCACAAUUUAUCGGGCUACGACGCGCAUUUUAUAAUUAAGGAAAUCGCUACGGCAUAUGAAGGACACGUAGAUGUAUUACCGAUAACCAAAGAAAAAUACAUCUCCUUCACGAAACAUGUCGAUAGCACUAAAGAUAAAACUAAAAAUAACUCUCAAAGAAAUUGCGUAAAAUUAAGAUUUAUUGAUUCUUUCAAAUUUCUCAGUACAAGUCUCGAUAAAUUAGCGUCGUAUCUCGAUAGAGACAAAUUAAAAAUUAUACGUUCAAAAUUUCCAACAUUAUCGGACGAAGAAUUUGAAUUACUGACUCGUAAAGGUGUCUUUCCGUACGAGUACGUUGACUGUGUCGAAAAAUUGCAGGACACGCGCUUACCACCGCGCGAAUCUUUUUACAGUUCGUUAACGGGCGAUACCGUAUCCGAGAGCGACUACGCUCACGCGGCGAACGUAUGGCAGCGAUUCUCCAUCCGAACGCUCGGCGAGUACAGCGAUCUGUACUUGAAAACCGAUGUCUUGUUAUUAGCCGACAUUUUCGAAAAUUUCCGCGAAAGUUGCGUCGCGAGUUACGGUCUCGAUCCAGCGCAUUAUUACACCUUGCCUGGUUUCACGUGGGACGCGAUGUUGAAACAUACGCGUGUAAAGUUUGAGUUGCUCACUGAUAUUGACAUGAUCAUGUUCAUCGAGCGCGGUAUACGCGGUGGUCUCAGUCAAUGUUCAGGCAGAUACGCGCAGGCUAAUAACAAGUACAUGCGUUCGUACGAUCCGUCGGAACCGUCGUCGUACUUGAUGUACUACGACGUUAACAAUUUAUACGGAUGGGCGAUGUGUCAAUCAUUGCCAUACGCCAAAUUUCAAUGGGUCGAAGACGCUGCGAACUUUGACGCGAGCGCGAUCGCUCCGGAUUCGCCCACCGGUUACAUUCUCGAAGUCGAUCUCGAGUAUCCGCAGCAUGUACACGACCGACACACCGACCUACCGUUCUGUCCGACGCGCGAUAAGCCGCCCGGCAAGCGGGAACAUAAACUUUUAGCGACGCUGUACGAUAAACAGCGUUACGUCAUCCACUACCGCAACCUGCAGCAAUGUACUCGUCACGGUCUUCGCGUAACAAAGAUCCAUCGGGUGUUACAAUUCGCGCAAUCUCCAUGGCUUCGCGAAUACAUCGAACUUAAUACAUGUUUUAGAACGCGCGCGAAAAAUGAUUUCGAAAAAAAUUUAUAUAAAUUAAUGAACAACGCGGUAUUCGGUAAAACUAUGGAGAAUGUGCGCAACCACGUCGACGUAAAAUUAUUAACUAAAUGGGAUGGACGGUACGGCGCGGAGGCAAUGAUUGCAAAACCAAAUUUCCACAGCCGUAGCGUCUUUGCGGAAAAUUUAAUAGCCGUCGAACUGCGGAAACUCGAGGUGAAGUUCGACAAGCCGAUUUACGUGGGUAUGUGUAUACUCGACAUAUCGAAAGUCUGCUUGUACGAAUUUCACCACGAGUAUAUGUUACCACUGUUUCACGAUAAAUGUAAAAUAAUGUACACCGAUACGGACAGCCUUAUAUACCGCGUCGAGUGCGAGGACGUUUACGAGACUGUGAAACGCGAUAUCGCUAGAUUCGACACGAGCGAUUAUCCGACGGACAACGCGUACGGUAUGCCUCUCGCGAACAAAAAAGUACCAGGUCUGAUGAAGGACGAAAACAACGGUGCGAUAAUGACCGAAUUCGUUGGUCUCAGAGCGAAGAUGUACGCUGUGAGGGUGGACGGCAAGAAGGACAUUAAAAAGGUGAAAGGCGUAAAGAAUAACGUUGUAGCGCAAACGAUAACGUUCGACGAUUACACUCGAUGUCUGAACGAAGAGAUCGAAAUGACUCGUCGUCAAUCGUGUAUACGAUCUAAACUGCACGAGGUAUACACGAUAUCCGAAUCGAAAAUCGCUCUGAGUCCAUACGACGACAAACGAUACGUCGUACCGAAUUCGACGGAGACGUUACCGUGGGGACAUUGGCGGAUACCUUUGUAA